CUGGGCGCCAACAUGGCGGCAAGCUGGGCUUCGUGUUAUCGCUUCCAACCGAACUGAAACUUUUUUGCCUACCUCCGUCACAUACGUCACCCACUUAGCUACCGUUGCGUCAAACCGGUGGGACCUGGUUCGAGAGUGCUGCAGGGGGUGUGACUGCGACGCCGUCCAGCAAAAGGUGACAGAAGUAAGCCUGGCGGAAGUCGAGAAGGGAGGCGACUGUAACUUCAUGCUCCGGCUUGUUUGUUCUAAUAACAAAGUACUGCUGUUGUCGGCUGAAACUCCCAACCACCUCACCAAACUAACCUUAUUAAGCCGCGUUGUAGUUUGACUGUGUUUGUACAAAUCUGUUGUAAAUUAUGCCUACUCUUAAUACGCGAGUUCAGUGGUUGUAUGAACAUAAAUUAUUUGCUACAUGAAACAAAGGAAUUCAAGUCUAUUCUUUCAAAGUCAAUUGUCAAUCCAGAGCGCUCGAGUAAAGCCGUGUUAGACUUCGACAGUGGUAGCAUUUAUCCUCACGUACAAGACUCACAUCUAAGUACCGACUGCUAUGAUAAAAUUGUUUUAUCCAACACAGAACUCUCGAGUAAGAUGUAUAGAACUGAAAACUUCACUUUCAAGGUCGACAUGAUUCGAACAUAUUAUAUAUGCUGACUUUGUUUUCUGAUGUAGCUGACGGAGACCAAGAAUUAGACGCUUAACCUAAUUAACCUUCGAGCUUCAUUGUUUAUCAAAGAAGUACCAUGUUUCAAAACCUCCCUUCUGUUCAUAUACCAGCACCUUCCUAUCAAGACUCUGGGAGUUAUCUUCAUACCAGCCCGGUCUACGUGCCCAGCACGCGCUCGCUCGUCCAUAUGCACCAGUACAUGCACAGCCCAUCGGUUUCUGUAAGCCAAAUGAUGGGCCCAGCCACCGGUACUCCUUCUCCUCCUGUUCCAGCAGCUCACUCACACUGCUCUGCGGUCAGUGUGUGGGGUACCACCAAUGGCCGUCCGAGUCCGGUCUCUGCAGACUCUUUCUCGGCAUGUUCAACUCCACAUGCCGGAAUACCAAGUGGGAGAUACGGUUUUCAGCCUGCGACACCAGGUGGAGUUGUUGGAGCCGCUUGCAGAGAAGCUUCAAGCUAUUUGUCGCGUACUAAUGGACGCAGUUCACACGCUAGUUAUGUCGGCGGUGACGUCAAUCCUUGGGCCAACUUUGAAAGUGGGAUGGUGUCUAUCCAGACAAUGCAAGCUACGGCAGCGCCCCUAGCGCGACGAACAGUUGAUCCGGCCGCAGCUUACGCCCAUUUUGCAGAAGGACGGGAGUGUGUCAAUUGUGGCGCCAUCUCUACACCAUUAUGGCGGCGAGACGGAACUGGCCAUUACCUCUGCAACGCCUGCGGACUUUACCACAAGAUGAACGGGGUAAACAGACCUCUUAUCAAACCUCAGAGGCGGCUUGCGGUGUCCAGAAGAACCGGUCUAUGCUGUUCUAACUGUGGAACCACCACUACGACACUCUGGCGGAGGAAUAAUGAAGGAGAACCUGUCUGCAAUGCUUGUGGCCUUUAUUACAAAUUGCAUAAUGUAAACCGACCAUUAGCCAUGAGGAAAGAAGGGAUUCAAACAAGAAAACGAAAACCUAAAAAUGCUAAUAAAAAUUCGUCCAAUUCUGAUUCAAAAGGGUCCGACGUCGUUAAAUUAAACUCUUCUUCGGAUUCCAAAGCGACCUCUACAGCCUCUUUGACGUCGGGCACAUCGCAAUCUCCAUUCAGCAGCGGACAUCGAGGUUAUCAUUCAUCAAAUACGUGUAUAUCAAGUCAACCACCUCGUACCACGCCCUCUGCUUUUUCAGACCAAUUAAGCAAUCAAGCAUGUAGUCCAAUUCACCGCCCAGCACUACUGUCCCAAGGAGAGACCAACUGGUCUUCUUGCGACUGUGCAGCUCCCUGCGGCAAGUUGGAGGCGGGGCCUCCUCGGAUUCUAGGAUUACCUUGAGACUGACGAUUGACGAUCUCUUAAAUACUUACCUGCCAUCUAGUGGCUGAUAAUGUAAUUAAAAUGUACGGCGACAUUCCGUCAUGUUUUGUCCUGUUCUAAUUUACUUUCGAUAUAUAAAUUGUGGAGCUGUCAAUGGAAUAUUUAAUCACUGAAAACAGUGUCUGUGGACUAUCAACAGUCAUGACAAUAUAGUUUUUUAUUUCAUGUUUUAUGGUUCAGACUCCAACAAGUUUGGAACAAGAUGAAACUGAUCUGAGGAUAGUACACUAUGGAUAUUGUAAAAGACGUAACACUAAGUUUCAAUCCAACUGACUCUGAUUCAUCGAACAAUUAGUUUUUUUUUUAAUGAUCAUAAUUUUAACUCUUUUUUUUAAAUAAUUGAAACACAGUAAUUUAACUUUGACCUAGAAUGGCUAAUGGCCAGUAAAUGGAUAUUCUGAAAAAUUUUCGCUGUUAUUCAGAGCUAAGAAAUACUGAAACGCAUGAAGCGUUAAUUGUUUGAGUUUGUUCGGUACUUCCGGUUAGUAUGAACUAUCGAAAGAUAUUAUAUGGUUGGUGUUUGUAACAUUUACGAUGUUUUGUUUUUGUGUGUAGUUGAGAUGCGCCAUGGACAAUUGGAUAUUAUACUGAGUAAAACAAAAUACUUUCAAUGUUACUUGGAGUUUGCAUUUCAUGUAGGUAUAGCUCUCUUUUUCUUCGUGGUACACUUGGAAGUGUGGAAAAUUAUGUGUGCGUCCUUGGUUGACGAAGGGAAAUUUAUGGCUUGUGUGUAAUAGUACACGUCUCAUUAAAAUAUUAUUGGUAUUUUAAUAUGUGAAAUUGUACAGUAGAAUUUGUUUGCAUACGUGUGCACUUACAUGGAAAUGUUGUAGUUUUAAGUGUAAUGAUAAUGCACAUCUGGCCUUUUUUAAUUGGAGUUUUUGAACUUAGCGAUUUUAAUCUGUACACAGCACGGUCUCUUGAUUGCAGCACAACAUGCUUGUUAUGUAUAUAUAUACACGUUUCAUUCUAAAGACGUAAAACGUAAAAGGAAUAUAAGCACAGAGAAUUCCGUCCACGAAAUAACAUGUAAUUUCAUCGUAAAAUAAACGUGGUUUGUCUGUGUCA
Limulus polyphemus (Atlantic horseshoe crab) is the source of this 3086-nucleotide messenger RNA. Its product is annotated as transcription factor GATA-4-like. The coding region runs from base 741 to 1976 and encodes 411 amino acids. Gene Ontology annotation, biological process: positive regulation of transcription by RNA polymerase II; negative regulation of transcription by RNA polymerase II; cell fate commitment. The transcript has 8 exons. Gene Ontology annotation, molecular function: DNA-binding transcription factor activity, RNA polymerase II-specific; RNA polymerase II cis-regulatory region sequence-specific DNA binding; zinc ion binding. The record is from RefSeq and is a predicted model, not a curated record. NCBI's taxonomy places the organism in Eukaryota, Metazoa, Arthropoda, Merostomata, Xiphosura, Limulidae.